ACUCAUAAGAAAUGUAUGUGUUAAGCUGUUUAUGUCCUGUCAGUACAUGAGAAGUCAGAAGUAAUGCGUUCUUGGUUUGUCGGUUAGAAAUCGUGAGCACCAUUGUAUUUAAAUGGUUCUUUGAACUAAUACAUGGCUUGGGUAAAACAGCCUAUUAGAUUUCAAAAUUCGAAAAUAAAUUUACUGAAGAUGCUCCUUCCCCCAACAAUUUUCAAAACAGGGAUUAUAAAACAAAACUAAAUCCAAGUUCAUCUUUUUUAAGUAGCCGCUAAGAUGCAUCCCAACUUUCAAGAAGUUAAACCAUGGCAAAGCAUCCUUAAUAUGCCUAAUUGGACUGCAAGAUGGAAGCAAAAAUCUCAUAAUAGGCAGCAUCUUGCUUAAUAGCGAUUCACAACCCGUUAUCAGGGACUGGUUUUUAAGAGAUUUUUAGAAGAUACUUGCCGUGUCAUAUUGCUAGAAAAUCUUGUUGUAACAGUUCGCUAUUGAAGCCACAUUAUCUUAUCACAAGCAUGUGCAUCGACAAAUUCUUUCUUGGGAUGAAACGUUGUGAAUGGCAUCUAUUUACCAUCUGUUUACAAUUUUUUUUUUCCAUUUAUAAGGCAGAAUGAUCCAAUCUCAUCGAAUCAUCUGACAUUUUUCUUUGGCUCUUUACUGCUAACACUACACUGUGUUUUAUUUUAGGAUAAGAAUUGCUGUCUUAUGUCCUUAACAAGUAAUCACCUGAACCUGUGUUUCCAUAUUACAUAUGGUUGGAGAAUUGGAGGUUCUGGAAUUGAAGUUAUGUGCCAUGGUGCGUCAAGACAUCAACAUGCUGCCAGGAUAAGAGUCGCUGAAACUCCUAUAAAAUUUGGUUGAAUUGUUAUUGCCCUUAGCUGACCUUUUGGAUGUAUGGAGGACUUCCAUAGCUGCUUUGACAUCUUGUUUCCACUGUUCUCACUUUCUGAUGUUGGUUAUAGAAGUAUCCUAGUAUGCUAUGUUAAAACAGGGACAGAUCAAGAUGGCAAAAUUAUCAUGAAGGAAAUUGCUCAAAAUAUUGAAACGGUGAUGCCACUUCGAUUCUUUGUCAGCAGGGAAGUACUUUCACAAUCAUUUCCUUCUCAGAUGCGACGUUUAGUUGCAGAUUUUACAUCAACAUUGAGGACCAGGGAAAGCAUCCAUGAAUUGUACCUAUCUUUAAGAACAUUGCUUAAUUUUGAUUCUGAAUCCAUGAGCAUUUGCUGGUUGCUAAUGGUCAUCAGGUCACAUUGCUGGGAAGCCUGGUGGACAAAAUUACCAUUCUGUGGCUGUCUUUAACAACUGAGCGGGUACAUCCUCUUGUCAGCUCAGCAUAUCAUGUCAAGUUCAAGCUGAGCAAUAGCAACUGUUAUGAUAGGUUAAGGAACACAAGCUAGAACUCAUGAUUCCAUAUUACUAUAGCCUAUAACUGCUAAGUGACCAGAGGAAAUAUACCGUCUUCAAAUGGCAAACCCUCGAAUGAAGUCCUCGUUGCUUGGUCAUGAGUUAUACAUGGAAAUCCCACAUGACAUAAAUGUUCUUGUUUUAAAAAUUUUCUUAACCAACUAUUGCACAAUCAGUUUCUGCAACAUGAUAUUUUG
Coffea eugenioides is the source of this 1595-nucleotide messenger RNA. RefSeq lists its product as uncharacterized. The coding region runs from base 889 to 1293 and encodes 134 amino acids. NCBI's taxonomy places the organism in Eukaryota, Viridiplantae, Streptophyta, Magnoliopsida, Gentianales, Rubiaceae. The transcript has 2 exons. The record is from RefSeq and is a predicted model, not a curated record.